This is a messenger RNA of Nothobranchius furzeri (turquoise killifish), 3248 nucleotides long. Its product is annotated as putative leucine-rich repeat-containing protein DDB_G0290503. The record is from RefSeq and is a predicted model, not a curated record. Lineage: Eukaryota; Metazoa; Chordata; Actinopteri; Cyprinodontiformes; Nothobranchiidae.
CUAUUUAUCUAAUAAAUAAUAAUUAUUCUUUGUUACAUGAUGAUCAUGUUGGCCAAUAGGGAGACAAUCUGAUUAUAGGAUCCUAGCAGCACAGCAUCAUUCCUUAAAUUGGUGAUGCAAUAUUAUUAAACAAAAUCUUAAUUCUUUUUUAACCUUUACAGUGUUAAACAAAGUCUUUAGUGAAAAUAUUUAGUUUAUCUAAAAAUAAAGACGUAAAUAAAUAAAAAAUAUCCUGGUUAAAUAAAUUAAGCCUUUACUAAAUAAAUUUGAAGAAAGCCUGUGUGAAUGGUAAUUGCUGAUAAUGAUCGUUGAAGCUGCUUAAGGAGUGAAGUUAAAGUGUAAAAAAAAUUCUAAAGAAAAAAGAAAUAGGAGAGGAAAAAAGGUUUGGCUCCGCCCACUUGGCUACUAUGGCAACCAUGUUGACAGCACUCAAACAAUUAACUAGAACAUUUCUGUAGAACUGAAUAUUAAUUAGGUUUAUGUUGUGUUAAUAAUGUGAAUGGUAUGUUAAUUAUGUUAAUAAUGUUUAUGUUAUGUUAAUAAUGUUUAUGUUAUGUAAAUGAGGUCCAGGUUAUGCUAAUUAGGUCAUGUGACCUAUGACAUCAUAAAGGCAUACUUCAUCAUUCACAGCUCCCCUCCAUCACACUAGUGACUGACCUCUCGUUGGACACAUCACAUUUUGUGAGCUCUCUCUGAUAACAAGGAUCUGUUACACUAGAACCUAGAAAUGUCUAGAAGCAGCACCGCUGAUGAGAAGAAAGUCUCCUGGGUUGAUUUAUGUGAACAAGAGGUGAGUGUGGAUUAUAACGCAAUAAUCAACGUUGACACUGAUUCAGACUCUGAAGAUUGUGUAAAGCCACCACAAAAGGUUUCUCUACCUGAGAAAGUCCAGCAGGAAUCGUCUGUCUGUGAAAAUCAAAGAAACAUGGACCGUCUUUUGAAGCAAGUGGAGGGACUCAAGAAAAUUUUGAAAGCUUCCACAAAUUCUCUAAAAAAGGAGAAAGUGAGACGAGCCAAAGCUGAAUCUGACUGUGUGUUUUACAAGAGAGAAAUUACCGAUUUAAAGCAGGGAUUAGAUUACUACCAGCAUAAGGUAGAGACUCAUGAAAAAACGGUGCAGACUUUACAAAACCAGCUUCAGAGCAAAGAAAAUCUCUGUGAGAUUCUGCAACAGCGUUCAAAGCAGGAGUCACUGCUGAGACACAACUUAGCUCAAGAAAAACAGAAGAGUGACAAGGAACAUAUAAUCAAUAAUAAGUUACAGAAGGAAAUUGCAGAAUUACACAAGGAGAAAGAAAAUCUUUUAAACAAGCUGGAGAAUUUUUCCUCCAUGAAAAAGGAGGCAGAUGAGAAGAUGUCUGCACAGCUGGAAACCUUGAAACACCAGUUGGAAGAGAAAUCUUCUCUCUGUCAUCAACUGGAAUCGUCUUUUAUUAAGGAAAAGCAGCUGAGAGUCCAGUUACAACAGGAGAAGAAGAACCAGAAAAAAGAUUUAAGUCAUCAGAAAUUAAAGAACGAAAUCUGGGAGUUAGAGCAGGGACUGGAUUACUAUCAAAAUAAUGCAGAAACCCGUGAAAAAAGAAUGAAGAGUUUACAGAUCGAGCUUCAGAACAAAGAAACUGCGUGUGAAGAUCUGCAGAAGACUUUAAAACAGCUGAGAGUCCAGUUAGCUCAAGAGCAGCAAAACAGUCAGAGCAAAGACACAAUUACUGAGAAUUUAAAAGAGGAAGUUGGAGAGCUAAAGAAGAGCCUUGUGCAAGCUCUGGAGAGUCUUAACUCCACAACAAUCGAGGUGAAGGAGAAGAUGUCUCAGCAGCUGGAAGUGUUUAAUCAGCAGUUAGAAGAGAAAUCUGCUCUUUGUCAAACACUUAAAUCAAGUUUAGACAAAGAGCAGCAGCUGAGGGUGAGCUGUCAGGCUGAACUGGACAAUACCAGAGUUCUUGUCUCUGAGAAUUCAGAUCUCCAGCAGGAGAUCCAGGAUUUGAAGGAGAGAAACUCUGAACUCAGAGAUGUGAUGAUCACACACGUCUCUGAGAAAGUCGAGUCAGACCAGCAGUUUGUUCAACAGCUGCAGAAACUCAAAGAGCAGCAUGAAGAGGAAUUAGUUACCCUAAAACUGCAGCUUAAAGAACAUCUCAGGUCUGAGAUCCAACCCGGUUCUGAGAUUUAUUCACCAGAACCACAGCCGUCUGUGGAAAGUCUGGAGACAAAUCCUGACAAGGAUUGUCAGACGGACACGGACGUUUGUCAGACUGAAAUCGUUCAGGAAACGCUGGAGUUAAGCCAAAGUCUCCACAGUAACGAGUCUCCAUCUGAAGAAGCCGUUCCACAAACAGUCAAACCGCAGCAAAACAUUUCUAAGUGGAGACGCUUCAAAAAGUUUAUGACUCCAGCGUGUCUGCGGAAACACAAGAACAAGUUAUAAACUAAUUACCUGCCCUCACACACACCACCCUCACACACACACCUUCACAAACCACCGUCCAAUAUUCACACACCUUUAGAAAAAACGGGGCUGUAUGUUGGAGAAGAUGGUCGUGCUUUCGUCUUGCAGAGGUUGCUGGUUUACAUGCCAGCUGUGACCCCUCUGUGUGACAGAGCACGUUCUCUCUCAUGCACGUGUGGGUUUUCUCCGGGCGCUCCGGUUCCCCCACAAACACGUGUUUAGGUUAAUUAGUGACUCUAAAAUGUCUGGGUGAGUGAGUGAGUGACUGGUGUGACUGGCCACAAUAGAAAAAUGAUAAAUCUCCAGAGUCUGACUCAAUCUGGAACAAUCAGAUCAACAGUCUCUUAUCAAAAAGUAUUUAGAGUGUGCUUCAAGUAGGCAAGGCAGCUUUAUUUGUAUAGCACCUUACAACAGCAUCAAACCGACCAAAGUGCUUCACAGAAAUUAAAACAUUAAAAAACAAAACACAACAUAAAAAUACAUAAAAACUAAAGCAUCUCUGCCAGUCUUCAAGAGUCGCCUAAAAACCCACCUCCUCUGCUUGGCGUUUCCUGAACAUGUUUGAAUCUGGCCCUCUUUUAUGUUGAUUUUAUCUCACAGUUUUCAUUGGUUCACUGUAUCCCUUGUUUUACACAUUUGUCUUCUACUAGAAUGUUUCACCUUUUUUGUAAUUUGAAUAGCUUUUAUUUUCUGAUUUAUUCACUAUAUUUAACUUUGUGCUGUAUCAUGUUCAGCGCCUUGGGCUUCCUGACAGGGUUGCGGAAGGCGCCUUAUAAAUAAAGCUUUGAUUGAUUGAUUGAUU